This is a messenger RNA of Fusarium subglutinans, 1470 nucleotides long. RefSeq names its product major facilitator superfamily transporter. The record is from RefSeq and is a predicted model, not a curated record. NCBI's taxonomy places the organism in Eukaryota, Fungi, Ascomycota, Sordariomycetes, Hypocreales, Nectriaceae. The coding region runs from base 1 to 1470 and encodes 489 amino acids. Gene Ontology annotation, molecular function: transmembrane transporter activity. The transcript has 3 exons. Gene Ontology annotation, biological process: transmembrane transport.
AUGUCUAUCUCUCCUUUCGAAUGGCCGCUCUGGUGGCGUAUAUGCGUUCUGCUGAAUAUCAGCUUCUACAAUCUCAUCGGAAAUGCCUGGGCCUCUGGUCUUUCUUCUGUCUUUGGGUUGAUCAUUCAGGAGCUGCACUGCACGCAAACUCAAGCUUCUAGGCUGCCGACUUAUGCUCUGCUGGCUUUGGGACUCUCUAACCUCUUCGCUCUUCCGUUAUCGUUGCUCAUCGGAAAGCGGUACACGGUUCUCGGUUCGCUCGUCAUCUUCAUCGCGUGUAACAUCUGGUCCAGUGAAGCAACCGACUAUUACUCACUUCGAAACUCGCGUAUCGUCGGUGGUUUGGCUGGCGGUCUCGUUGAGGCUCUCGGCCCCAUCAUCGUAGCUGAGACGUUUCCGACUCAUCAGCUCGGAAGAGCCAUGGUCGUCUACGUUGGCUUCCUCGCCGCUGGUUCUGCAAUCGGUCCCAUGGUCGCUGGUGCAGUUGGAGUUGAUCUGGGGAGCUGGAGAUGGUACCUGAGGAUUCUGACAAUCGCGACUGGCUUUAAUCUCUUUGGUUCGAUCUUGAUGCUUCCUGAGACAACUCACGAUACCGAGGAGCUGGACGCUGCUCAACCCAGGCCUGGAAGCGAGCCUGUUCCCGAGCCCAAGCCUACGAGCACUUCGAUCGAGGAUAUCUACAUCUCGUCACCGGCCGUGACUACAACUGGGGAGAUUUCUGUCGCCAGCUUCAGAAAGGAGUACAUUUCGAGGUCCUUCAGUGGCGAGUUUAUGCCGAUGAAGUGGAAGAAGAUGGGUCUAUCAUUGGUUCGGCCGCUGCAGCUGCUCAUGGCACCCCAGAUUCUCGUCACCGUCUACAUCUUUGGCCUAACCAUUGGCUGGACUGUUAUCAUCUCCAUCCUCCUCCCCGUCACCUACGCCCAACCUCCUCUGCUGUGGAAUUCGCGUUCGAUUGGCCUACUCUGCACCUCUGCUCUUAUUGGCCUUCUUGUUGGUCUCCCCUUUGGUGGAUACUUGGCAGACCUUCUCUUCAUCCGAUCAACAAAGGGACGCACCGAGGAGCCUAAUCCCAGGAGUAGACUGCCAAUGAUGCUUAUCGGAGCAAUCGCCAGCCCUGUUGGCUGCAUUAUCCUCGGCCAUGGACUUCGAACCCCUACUCACUGGAUCGUUGUAUGCGUCGGAUGGGGCCUUGUUUCAUUUGGUUUGACAGGAUCGGCUAAUGUCCUGCUUACUUAUUCGGUUAACACUAUGCCUUCGCGAGCAGGAGAUAUCGGUGUUCUUGUAAAUGUCAUGAAAAAUUGUCUGGCCUUUGGUGUAUCCUACUCAGCCCUUACUUGGCUAAACGCUAUGGGCCCAUUGAAGCAAUUCGCCGUCAUGGCAGCUCUUCUUUGGCUUGGAUACAUCAUGGUCAUUCCGGUUUGGGUUUGGAGCAAGUCCAUUAUUCGCAGAAGCGCUGUUUAUACCCGGUAG